This is a messenger RNA of Acanthamoeba castellanii str. Neff, 435 nucleotides long. RefSeq lists its product as uncharacterized. The record is from RefSeq and is a predicted model, not a curated record. NCBI's taxonomy places the organism in Eukaryota, Discosea, Longamoebia, Acanthamoebidae. The coding region runs from base 1 to 435 and encodes 144 amino acids. The transcript is spliced from 5 exons.
AUGGCCUACGGCACCUACGCCUUGACGCAGUACGAGGCCAAGAAGCAGACCGGCGAGUUUGUUGGUUCGUCCGACACCGUCACCAAGGUGGCUAUCGGUCUCGGUGCCUUCUGCGUAGUGACCACUCCGCUCUUCACCUGGGCAAGCACAAGGCGAGCAGUGCGGCGAUUGUGGGCCGUUCCCAGGUCGGCCAACACCAACGUGGCCUCGGCACUGCGAGUUGAAACGCAUUCGUUCUUCGGAGGACCUGGCAAGACAACCGACGUUCAAAUCUCUGAGAUUGUGCCCGUCGGUCAUAUCAACCCCGCAGAGCGUCUUGUUCGGUUUCAGCUCAGGGAUAACAAGCUUUUCGUGAUGACGCGCGACCGGGGAGAGUUCCACAAUGAGGAGGCCCUUCAGCGCUUGCUCAACAACAAGCCUGUAACCUUCUCUUGA